Thermochaetoides thermophila DSM 1495 is the source of this 684-nucleotide messenger RNA. RefSeq lists its product as uncharacterized. Gene Ontology annotation, biological process: formation of translation preinitiation complex. The transcript is spliced from 2 exons. The record is from RefSeq and is a predicted model, not a curated record. Gene Ontology annotation, molecular function: RNA binding. The coding region runs from base 1 to 684 and encodes 227 amino acids. Lineage: Eukaryota; Fungi; Ascomycota; Sordariomycetes; Sordariales; Chaetomiaceae.
AUGUUUAAAAAAGAUUUAACCCCGUCUCCGAAACAAAAGCUCAAAUCUUCCGUCCAGCGGUCCGUCCGCCAGUUGAUCCUGGACACAUACCCUCUCCUGGCCCCUCACAUCGACGAAGUCCUGCCCAAGAAGGCCUCUCUCGAGCAGAUCAAGCUGCCUGACCGCGUAUCGCUGUACGUGAUUGAGAACCGCCCGCUCUUCUACCAGCAAGAUAACGGCGUACUGCUGCCGCACCUGAAACUCGUCCACCGCUUCCCCCAGUGCUUCCCGAAGAUCCAAUGCGAUCGCGGUGCCAUUCGUUUUGUGUUGAGCGGCGCUACGCUCAUGGCGCCUGGGUUGACGAGUAAGGGUGGCAGGCUGCCACUGCCGAGGGAGAAGGCCCCCAGGAGUGCACAAGAAGAUGCUGAGGAACAGAAGAAGGAAGGGGGGAAUGAGUCUGGCGAGAGUGGCGAGGAAGGGAAUAAGGUUGUGGUGCCAGAUGAGGGUGUGGAUGAGGAUGGUCACUGGAGCAGAGAGCUGGAGAAGGGCGAGCCCGUUGUCUUGAUGGCUGAGGGCAAGGUUGAGGCGGCUGCUGUGGGUAUUUUAAAGAUGGGCACCAAGGAGAUCAAGGAGAAGGGCAAGGGGCCGGUGAUGGAGGAGACGCAUUUUCUUGGUGAUGGGCUUUGGCGGUUGAAUAUCGAGUAA